UGAGCGCGUGUUUGAGAGAGAGAGAGAGAGAGAGAGAGAGAGAGAGAGAGAGAGAGAGAGAAAGGAGGCGGUGUCUGGUGACCGAGGAGGAGGAGAAAGCUCCCGGUCUUCUCGUCCUCGCAGCUCCCUUUUUGCAGUCUAUCCUACAAGCAGUCGGGUGCCACCGGAGUGCCCGGGGCCGUGGACUUAUUUUUCCCUUGGAAUCAGAUAAAUUGGAAACAAGCAAACUAUCCCAGAAGAUGUUCUUCUUUCUGCUACCUGUCGUGGCUCUCUUGCUGAGCAGAGAAACAGCGGUCUCCGGUAUCAGUAACGACAAAUGGCUGAGCACCGUGGCUCAGUAUAAGGACAGAUCCUGGAACAGAUUCAGAGAUGAAGCGGAGGAUGACUACUUCAAAAGCUGGGCUCCUGCCAUGUCUCUGGACCAAGAACGAGAGGCCGAACCUAGCAGAUAUGGAGACCCAGGAACUAAAGCUCACCCUAGCUCAGCCAAGAAGACAGUACAGGAUGGUCCAGACGCUACAAAGGAUCCUUGUCUGAAUGUGCGCUGCCCUCCCCACAAGGUGUGUGUCAGCCAUGACUAUCAGACAGCCAUCUGCACCAAUCACAAGCAGCCAACUCACAGUGUGAAACCCAGGAAAGGCAGCGCGGGUCACAAGCACAGGCUUGAAACUGGUGCUCAUGGGAAAUGUAGGCUCUGCUUGGGGCUCCAAUCAAAUCCUGUGUGCGGAUCUGAUGGACACACCUACUCCUCCAGGUGUAAGUUGGAGUUUCAAAGCUGCCUGUCUGGAAAGACGAUCUCAGUAAAAUGUGAUGGUCUGUGUCCCUGUUUGCCUGGUCAGGAGCUCAGCAAACCACCACAUAAGACUGAAAAGGCUGGCCUGCCUGACCCUGCUGUGACUCGGAAAGAGAGAGAGAAAAAUGCCUGCACCGACACAGAGCUCCACAGUCUGGCUGCAAGACUAAAGGACUGGUUCGGAGUUCUCCACCUCGACGCCAACAGAGACCUCAAAUCCUCUGACAGCUUCGACUCCACCACUGGACACUUUGAUACCAGCAUCUUGCCCAUAUGUAAAGACUCACUGGGCUGGAUGUUCAACAAACUUGACAUGAACUUUGACCUCUUGCUGGACCAAUCAGAGCUGAGUGCCAUCUACCUGGACAAGUAUGAGCUGUGCAUGAAGCCCCUCUUCAACUCCUGUGACUCGUUCAAGGAUGGAAAGCUGUCUAACAAUGAGUGGUGCUACUGCUUUCAGAAACCUGAGGGGCUGCCCUGCCAGGCUGAGAAGAGCAGGAUCCAGAACCAGAGUCGAAGGAAGAGCCUCAUAGGCUUUUAUAUUCCCCGUUGUACCGAGGAGGGCUACUUCAAACCAACCCAGUGUCACAGCAGCACCGGCCAGUGUUGGUGUGUUGACAAAUAUGGCAACGAGAUCGCUGGCUCUAGAAAACAAGGCAACCCUAACUGCGAUGAGGACCAGGAGACAUCAGGGGACUUUGGCAGUGGUGGUGCCGUCAUUCUCCUUGACGACCAGGAGGAGGAGCCCUCACAGAGCGGGCGGAGCCGGCAGAAGAAGAGACGGGGCCGGAUUCACCCCCGAGGAGCCAUCGAGGACGAUGAGGACGAGGAAGACGAUAAGGAUGACGAGACUGGCUACGUGUGGUAGCUCCGCUCCAUUUAAUUCUGCCAUCAGCCGACCAGGAAACUCCGUUAACUCAGCACAGAUCAGAAGCCAUUCCAAUGUCUCCUCCUCCACUUACUUUGGCAGCAGUCCAUCUUUUGGCUCCUGAACUUGCUCUUGUUUUCCCUGUCCCUUAUUCAUGUCUCUUUCUUCAGUGAACCUCAUCCAACCUCUUCCUUUUCCUCUGUGUUUCACUUUUUCCUCAAAUUGAAAACACUAAAUUCAUCUGAUUUCAACAACUGUCAAGAUCCUGAAUUCUGCUCAAGCUGUCCACUUUCUGCAUCUGCCUUCCCCCAAACCUGCAAUCUUUACCCUCUUCUAACACGGACACACUUCUCUAUUUUCUCUAUGAACUCUAUCUCCUUUUUUUCUCUUAUAUUGUCCCUCUCUCUGCUAUCUCUGUAUAUCUAUGUCAGAGCCUCUGGUUAGUCUGUGAGCCUUGAUACAUUAGCUGAUGUACUGGAUGUAAAUAUGUUUCCUUCAGGAAGGCCAGAUUGUGGAUUAAACCCCCCCCCCCCCCCCCCCCCACCUAAUCCAUCACUGGUUGCAUUCUCAUGUACUGUGUUCCACUGUCGGGCUCCUUCCAGUGUUUAAAGAUGUUUCCACAACAUGUUCCCAGGCUCUGAGAUGCUCCCUCUUUCUCUCUCUCUCUCUCUCUCUCUCUCUCUCUCUCUUUCUCUCUCUCUGUUAUUUCAUGGAGGAUUGUAAAUUAUUUAACCGUUGAUCUUGAAUGUCCCAGAAAGCCCAGGAAGCAAUGAGAUUAAUGAUGUAUUGUCGUUGUUGUUGCAUGUUUCUCAUCGUGUUUCUGUAAAAGAGAGAUUUACCUGGCCAGGUCUAGCUCUAUGCAUCUCAAACAGAAAGUGAUGCCUAUUUGGCUGCUACAAUACUUUGUUGCUAUGUUGAUGCUGUCUAGUGUCUUUUUGGUUCUUCUCCCAAUCUCAGGAGGUAGGAAGUUGCAUUGCAGAGCGAUAGCAGUGUAGAAAAGUGAACUGCAAGGCCUAAAGUCCAAAUCUGUGGCGUUUCAGCCAGCUAUUCUUGUACUAAUUGACCAGUAGGGCUUCUGAGGCUGUUUGACUGUGCAUAGACACUAGAGGAAGAAGCUGCUCCUGAGCUGGGAGGAAACAUGAUUUCGAGCGAGCAGAGAAGAUGCUCUGUUCUACCUCCCAACACUGGAUAUGUUCGUGAUUUAAAAUUGAAAUCCUCACCAUGUCAACUGAGUGAACUUUUAUUUGUAACUUUGAAAAUUUAAGUAAAGUGGCACUUUGGGUGUCUUUUGAACCUUA
This is a messenger RNA of Etheostoma spectabile (orangethroat darter), 2959 nucleotides long. It is a transcript of the gene spock1, whose product is annotated as SPARC (osteonectin), cwcv and kazal like domains proteoglycan 1. The record is from RefSeq and is a predicted model, not a curated record. The transcript is spliced from 14 exons. Gene Ontology annotation, biological process: anatomical structure development. NCBI's taxonomy places the organism in Eukaryota, Metazoa, Chordata, Actinopteri, Perciformes, Percidae. Gene Ontology annotation, molecular function: extracellular matrix binding; collagen binding; protein binding. The coding region runs from base 240 to 1661 and encodes 473 amino acids.